ACAGAGCAGGUAUGCCCUCUCAAAACAAUUAUAUGGCACCUUAGCCUCUAAUUCUAUUUUUGAGACACUAUAACUAGGCACUAUAACUGACAACUUACCUAUUUAGGCCUGUUGAUGAAACCUUGGGAGGUUAUCUUGAGAAACUGGGAUAGUUGGUAGACUGUUGAUACACAUCAAUUCUCUGUUUGCUUUUUACUUGUUUACAUAUUUUCAAGACCAUGAUUGGCUUUUGAACCGCGACAGCCUCAUAGCAACACGUAUCAGAUGACCCCUCCACUCCAACCUCGAAUUUGGACAUGCCCUUAAAGAACUUUAUUCUGCAAUACCUAUUGUAAUAAUGCUCUUUUUUCUCUAAUCAAAAGGCUACCUGAUCCCUUCUCAUAAGCUUCACCUUUUUAUUGUGUAUGACAUAUAAAAUGAUUUUCACACGCGAUGACUAUACGGUCGCAUGGAUCUGCGCCUUGCCGCUGGAAAUGGCGGCCGCAAAGGCCAUGCUGGACGAGGUUCACCCUCCGCUCCCCCAGCCAGAAACUGACCACAAUGUCUAUAUACUUGGGAGUGUUAGCAGCCACAAUGUAGUGGUGGCCCCCCUGCCAUCCGGUGUGUACGGAACCAUAUCUGCUUCAACUGUGGUAUCACACAUGGUUUCUACCUAUCCAAAUAUCCGAUUUGGGUUGAUGGUGGGUAUUGGUGGCGGAGUCCCGAGCCAAAGUGCUGAUAUUCGCCUUGGUGACGUUGUAAUCAGCAAGCCAACUGCCACUUCAAGUGGUGUUAUCCAAUAUGACUAUGGCAAGACACUUCGUGAUGGACGAUUCCAGCAUACCGGGUCGCUUAAUAAACCGCCUUCAGUGUUGUUGAAGGCUAUAUCUCAAUUAGAGAGUGAUUAUAUGACAGGGAAAAGGCCGGUUAGUAAGAUCUUGAGUGAUAUACAGCAUAAAUUUGAAGAGAUGAGAGAAAAAUUUUCGCGACCGAAAGAUGACUGGCUAUUCCGAUCAACAUACAAUCAUGAGAAUAGUGUACACAACUGUUCAGCAUGUGAUCUGACCCAGUUAGUGAACCGUCCCAGGCGGAUAACUGAAGACCCUUACUUUCAUUAUGGCUUGAUCGCUUCCGGAGAUCAGGUCAUGAAAGAUGCCAAGACUCGAGAUUCUAUUGCUCAGGAUCUAGACAUACUCUGUUUUGAAAUGGAGGCUGCUGGGCUCAUGGACGAACUCCCAUCACUUGCCAUUCGAGGCAUCUGUGACUACUGUGAUUCCCACAAAAAUAAACAGUGGCAAGGAUAUGCGGCCCUUGCUGCUGCUGCCUACGCAAAGGCUCUCCUGUCAGUGGUUCCCAUUUACUGCGACAAGAAGAAAUCACAUAAAUUAAGGGAAUCAGUUUGGAUGGUCCCCUUUAGAAGGAACCCGCUAUUCGUAGAUCGGGAGGAAGAAAUUAGCAGAAUUGAAGGAUUAAUCACGCAACAGGAUGGACCUGGCAAAGUUGCUAUCUGCGGACUAGGUGGAAUUGGGAAGACUCAGAUUGCACUUGAACUGGCAUACCGCACACGAAAUCGAGACCCUGAAUGCUCGAUUUUCUGGAUCACAUGUACCAGCUAUGAGAGUGUGGAACAAGCCUACAUAAAUAUCGCCUCAAAGCUAGGAAUAGCUAACAUAAACUUGACAGAGGCGAAAGAAAAAGUCAAGGCUUAUCUCAGCCAGAAAAGUGCUGGGAGGUGGCUUCUUCUUUUCGAUAAUGCAGAUGAUAUGAGGAUGUGGAGCAAGGAUAAUCCUAGUACUCCAGUACUGACAGACUUUCUACCUCAAUGUGAGCAGGGCCAUAUUAUUUUUACCACACGCAGCCGGAAGGUAGCUGUGAAACUGGUGUCUUCUCAUGUGAUAACAAUCUCUGAGCCGCAUGCAGAGACUGCUGUCAAAAUUUUACAAAACUCACUGAUUGAAAAAACCUUACUUAAUGAUCAUGAUACAGCCAUUACUCUUCUUGAGCAGCUGGCCUUUCUCCCGUUGGCGAUCACCCAGGCAGCAGCGUAUAUCAAUGAAAAUAGCAUUGACCUCGCUGACUAUAUUGUUCUUUUACAGGAGGAGGAGCCAGACGUGAUUGAAUUGCUGAGUGAAGACUUCGAGAAUGAAAGCCGAUACAAGGACACCCAGAAUCCUGUUGCUUUGACCUGGUUUAUCUCCUUUCGGCAGAUUCAGCGAUCAAAUGAACUCGCGGCAGACUAUCUAUCAUUCAUGGCCUGUAUCAAUCCUCGCAAUAUUCCACAAUCUUUACUUCCCCAGCCGAACUCGAUUAAGAAAAAAAUUGAAGCCAUCGGCCUCCUCAAGGCGUUCUCCUUUGUUAGCGAGGGGGAUGGGGACCGUUUUUUAAAUCUCCACCAACUAGUCCAUCUUGCAACUCGGAACUGGAUAAGAAAGAGGCAACAGUUUAGCCUGCAAAUAUUGAAAACUGCAGACCGAUUGAGCGAAGUUUUCCCGGACAAUGACCACACCAAUCGGAAGGUGUGGCGGGAAUAUCUACCUCAUGCGUUUUCACUAAUAGCAGAAUCUGUGUUUCGAAAGGAACAGGAGAAAUACAUUAAUUUUAUUGUGAAUAUUGGGGGAUGUCUGUAUAGUGACGGCCGAUGGAAGGAAGCGGAGGAGCUGCAGCUACAGGUGAUGGAGCUCGACAAGCAAGUGCUGGGACCAGAGCAUCCAGACACUCUGGCCAGCAUGCACAACCUGGCAUUAACAUACCAGNNGGCCGAUGGAAGGAAGCGGAGGAGCUGCAGCUACAGGUGAUGGAGGUGCACAAGCAAGUACUGGGACCAGAGCAUCCAUCCACUCUGGGCAGCAUGCACAACCUGGCAUUAACAUGGAAACUACUAGGAAAGGUUCAAGAUGCCUUAGCUCUAAUGGAAAAGUGUGUAGGGCUCCGCCGCACCUUGUUAGGUCCAAAUCACCCAUAUGCCAUAUCCUCCUCUAACGUUCUUAGAGAGUGGGAAAGAGAAUUGA
This is a messenger RNA of Aspergillus alliaceus, 2987 nucleotides long. RefSeq lists its product as uncharacterized. Lineage: Eukaryota; Fungi; Ascomycota; Eurotiomycetes; Eurotiales; Aspergillaceae. The record is from RefSeq and is a predicted model, not a curated record. Bases 405 to 2774 code for a protein of 789 amino acids. Gene Ontology annotation, biological process: nucleoside metabolic process. Gene Ontology annotation, molecular function: catalytic activity; protein binding; ADP binding. The transcript is spliced from 2 exons.